GCGAGGAAAGGUGUGUGGACGACAAAGCUGACAUUCAUUCGCUCGCUGUAUAGUUAUUUUUUAUGUGUGCGGUGUGUUGGUACCGUAUUCAUUGGUAUUGAAUACACGUUAGCUGUUUAUUUCGAUUCUCCGGUUACUAGCGGGCCAAUUUAGAACUAUCGGCGAUAGAUUUUUCGAACCUAAUUUGAAGCGCUUGUAUAUUUGUUGAUUGAUUUGCCUCAUUUAACAUGAUUUGAAAAAGUUUAAAAAUGUUCUAAUGUGUCAACGGGCAGUGUGUACACUGAAAUCUCCAUUUACAUACUAACAACACGGUGGCAGUAAGUGUGAAGCAGAUGCACAUUUUCGCCAAAUCUUGUAAGCAAUUGCAUUCAACAGAUACACCAACAGAUCUCGAAAGGAAUGAUAUCAAUAUAUGGUAUGAGUUGUAGAUCAGACAUGAUCAACGUCAGCUCGAAUCCAAAGUGAAAUAUUGCAAUUGUAAGAGCGGUAAGCUACGAUAAAAUCAUCCUUUUCUUCUUUGUACUACACAUUCAUUAUCUCGAAUUCACUACAGCAAUGUGUGAAUGCAAGCGGUAGCAAAUGACAUGAAUUAUAAACAGAGUCAGUGGCAAUCGGAUCUUGUUGCGACGUAGUUUAUAUUGGCACGUUCUCUCACUGUGUGCGAACAUACAUUGGAGUGAUCAAUUGAAGUGAUUAAUAAGCACCAAAAUGAUGCUAUUAGUAUUAUGUUCCAUCUUUUUAAUCUUCCUCAUUUGGCUAGUCUCUACGGUAGUAAACAAUAUGUUGUUGGCUCGUGAGUUACGCCGUAGGUUACCUAAUUUCCGAAGUAUUCCGGCUCUGCCGGUGCUGGGCGUAAUUCUUCACUACCGACGGGAUCGAACGCCACCCGGAAUAUUUGCAACAUUCAGUGGCUUACAUCAGCGCUUUGGCAGUGAUUUGAUAUCGCAAAGUUUUCUCAAUCUACCGAACCUCCAGGUCACCAGUGCAUCGGUUGUUGAGCAGGUUCUACAAGCAAAAACGAUAAGGAAAUCUAUUAUCUACGAGUUUAUGAAACCAUGGUUGAACGAGGGAUUGAUUACGUCGUUGGGAAAGAAGUGGGCGCAACGUAGGAAAGUCGUUACACCAGCGUUUCAUUUCAAAAUUCUGGAGGAAUUUCUGGCGAUAUUUAACGAGCGGUCCGAGGCAUUCGUCAUCAAACUACAGAACCAUUUGGGAAAAGGUGACUUCGAUAUUUACGAGUAUAUCACUCUCUGCACAUUGGAUAUAAUCUCCGAAUCUGCCAUGGGAGUGAAGAUAAAUGCGCAGGAUAACCCAAACUCAUCCUAUGUGAAGUCUGUUAAAGAAAUGUCCAGAAUUAUUUUUCUACGGUUAUUCAGCAUUACUCGAGAGUACAAAAUCUUUUUUCUUACGUCGAAGGCAGCACAACGCCAAAAGGUUGCGUUAUCCGAGCUGCACGGUUUUACCGAUUCGGUCAUUCGGGAAAGGAAAUCACAGCUUAAAAACGAUCAUUCACAAAAGGUAAUGCAAGAAAAGUUGAAUGAAACUGAUAUCUAUGGAAAACGGAAGAUGACGCUUCUGGAAUUACUACUAAAUAUUUCCAUUGAAGGUCAUUCUUUGAGCGAUGCAGAUAUUCGAGAGGAAGUGGAUACGUUUAUGUUCGCCGGACAUGAUACAACAACCUCUUGCAUAAGCUUUUGCGCCUACCAUAUCGCUCAAAAUUCACUGGUUCAGGACAAGUUAGUUUCAGAGAUGGUACAGGUAAUCGGAAAGGAUUUCGGAAACGCAGUAUUAAAGUACAGUGUACUGCAGGAACUGAAGUAUUUGGACAUGACAAUCAAAGAGGUACUACGAAUUCAUCCGUCGGUUCCGAUCAUUGGCAGAAAGUCAGCUGAUGAUAUGGUCAUCGACGGAGCAACAAUUCAUGCUGGUGUUGAUAUUGCCAUACUGAUCUAUGCUAUGCACAACAAUCCUGAGGUUUUCCCGAAUCCAAAAAAGUUCGAUCCAGAACGUUUCAAUGAGGAAAAUAGCAGUAAACGGCAUCCCUAUAGCUACAUUCCGUUCAGUGCCGGAGCCAGAAACUGUAUCGGACAGAAGUACGCCAUGUUGGAAGUGAAGGCAACGUUGGUCAAAUUGCUAGGAUCCUAUCGGCUGUUGCCGUGCGAUCCAUAGAACAACGUUCGGAUUAUGUCCGAUAUGGUACUUCGUCCAGUGAACGGAACUUUUGUUAAAAUUGUUGCGCGCUAAAGAAGAAAAUGACUUAAAUUUAGGAAUAAAGCAGUCAAUUUUUAAUUUGAUAUAAUGAUGAAUCAUAAAGCAAAGUCUUGGCAUUACAUUACUUUUUGAGGAAUUUGGCCUUUCUGUUUCAACAGACUUCGCAGCCGAUUCUUAGUGCACAGAACCAUUGCAUGGUAGUACUAUGGAUCCUACUGAUACUAAGAAUCAUAAUCAUAAUCGAAAAAGAUCACAGGAAUUUGAUAAAUCAUUGUCACAUUGUGUCACAAAAAAAAACAAAUUUAUCCGUUUUAUGCUCAGUUUCUUUUGUAAAUUGAAACAAAUUUGUGUUUAAAAAAAUAGUAUAUAUAAACAUGGACAUUUUGUAUGAAUAACUGGAGGUUCCGCUAAUCAUGACGGUUCUUUAAGAGAAGUUCCUAUUUCAGAAGGAGGACUCGAGGCACACUUCCAAAAAAGCUUAUUAUUCUUUCUGUGUUUUCGGAUCGAAGCACUUGUAACUAGAUUUUCUCUUGGCAAUAGAGAUUUACCUUAGUGUACGGAUUAGACCGUAGAUCUUCUCCCGUUAGUCGCAGCUCGAUGUGUCUGUAGAGCUAUGAGGUUAGGGCAGGUCUGCAACAAAAGUAAGGGAGAGAAACCGGUGAAUCUACGUUCACCCAACAAACGCACGGCGUGGUGCACCCAAACACUCUUCACGCCUAGGGUGAAGACGCUGAUUAGGAUUAUGACAGGUAUCAGACUCACCUCCUCCGACUGCUCUCGUCGGUACAGGACUCGUCGUGAUGGAUACUGCUUUUAACACGUGGUUGAGGGUCGACACUUUUGCGAAAAUAUACGCUAUUUUCGCCUCACUAAUAUUUCUUAGUAACUGGUACGAACUUCGCGGUCAACGGGCGGUCUACGACCGUCCUCAGUUGCUAUUAAAACACUUCCGGAAAACUAAAUGAAUAAAGAAAAG
Messenger RNA from Malaya genurostris, 3187 nucleotides. Its product is annotated as cytochrome P450 4d2-like. The coding region runs from base 709 to 2169 and encodes 486 amino acids. The transcript is spliced from 2 exons. Gene Ontology annotation, molecular function: iron ion binding; heme binding; monooxygenase activity. The record is from RefSeq and is a predicted model, not a curated record. NCBI's taxonomy places the organism in Eukaryota, Metazoa, Arthropoda, Insecta, Diptera, Culicidae.